Didymodactylos carnosus is the source of this 615-nucleotide messenger RNA. Lineage: Eukaryota; Metazoa; Rotifera; Eurotatoria; Philodinida; Philodinidae. The record is from the annotation of a GenBank genome assembly.
AUGUUUUAUAAAACACCCUUUCCAUCGUUAUUUUCCUACUUAUUACUUAUGAUAGGCUCGGCCAUAUUUACAAUGACAACAGUUUAUAGUAUGCACAAAAUGGGACAAAGUGAUAAAUGGGGAUGUAAAAAAUGUUUACUCUUUGGACGUAUCGCUGUUGGAUGUGGCGUAGCAUUUACAUGUGUAUUAGGCUUAUUUGCUGUUUUAUUAGCUACCAUGUUGAGUGGGAAAACACGUAAAAAAUAUUUUUGGGGUCACAAGAAAAAUGUUUGCGCAAGAUUAUUAAACGGUUUCUUUUUAUUUAUAAUAUUUUUAACAACACUUGGUUGGUUAUUAAUAACUUGUGUGUCAAUUAUUCCAUUGUACGCAUUACUUUAUAACGAUUUUAUUGUUUGCAGAAAAGAGGCAAAAUCAACCAAUUUUUUAAAUCUAUUGAAUGAAGUUAGUCAUGAAAUUCACAAAGCUGACAAACAUAAAUCAUUCACAAUUGCCGAUCUUUGCACUCCGAUAUUUUUGAUGAUUAGUAUGGGAGCAAAUCAUGCGCAUAUAAUUAAUGAUCAAGUUCGAUACGAAGUUACUCAGAAUGGAGAAGAUAUUGAAGAAACAAAAAUGUAA